Molecule: messenger RNA, 2518 nt
Organism: Physcomitrium patens
Lineage: Eukaryota; Viridiplantae; Streptophyta; Bryopsida; Funariales; Funariaceae
Product: nuclear transport factor 2
Cellular component (GO): ribonucleoprotein complex; cytosol
Molecular function (GO): mRNA binding
Source: RefSeq, a predicted model, not a curated record
UAGGGUUAGGGUUUCGGCAAAACAUCUCGACAGCCUCACGAGUUCAGUUGAGUUGCUGUCGUGGUUUGGAUCUCAUCUCCUUCCACCAUCGCCAUCGCCAUCCCCUCACACUCAUCCCCCUCCACCUCGCCCUCUGCCUUGGCUGCAGGUGGUUAUUUCCACGCCUGAGGAUUUUACUGUUGGCGCCGGAGUUGGUUGCGGCUCCUUGUUGCGGUUUCCGCUGACACAGAGGCGGUUGCAGGGUUUGGUGGAGCUUGAAGCUCGUGGCUGUAUUGGUUGUGGUGUUCUGACUUGGAGUCUUCUUUCGGAAGGGCGUGGCACAGCUUGGUCACUGUUGCUGUGAGCGGGUUUUGGAGUCCGCGUUUUGAGGUUGGCGGCGGAGGCAUCACUUUCGACUCCUGCAGUAGGGGGAGAUCGAAGUACGGCAAUUGUGGGCCCCGUGUUCGUGUGUUACCAGGAACCAUGGCGAACCAUUCUGCGAAUGCUCCCAUACAAAUCCCUGCUACAGCACAUGUGGUGGGGAAUGCGUUCGUGAACCAGUAUUACACCGUCCUUCAUCAGUCACCACAAGUGGUUCAUCGGUUUUACACCGACUCCAGCCGCUUGACUCGGGCCGAAGAAGGAGCUGAUGGUGCCGUGGACACCGUUUUCACUCAAAAGGAAAUACACCAGAAAGUGAUGUCGUUGGACUACAGCCAACUGAAGGCAGAAAUCAAGACCGUGGACUCUCAGGACUCGCUGAAUGGUGGAGUGUUGGUUCUAGUGACGGGGUCGCUGUCCACGAGUUCCAGUGGGAAGAGGAAUUUCGUGCAGAGCUUCUUCUUGGCUCCACAGGCGAAAGGGUACUUCGUGCUUAAUGACGUCCUCCGUUAUCUGGACGACGCUACUCCGCAGGAAAAGACUGGGCCAAGCGUUCCGAGCGUUAACGUAGAGGCAGCAGUCGUUCACCAACCCGUUCCCGAGCCAGCUGCGGACCAACAGGCUUCGGCGCCGGAACCCGAGUUGGUGAGGGAGGUUUCACCCUCUUCUUCGGAGAGCGAGACGAUGGUCCAGGAGGUUCGCGUGCACUCGGAGACUGCAGAAAGUGAAGGCGAGGGCGAGGACGGCUCAGCGCCAGUUCUAGACACGACUACACCGGUGAUCGAGGAACCGGAAUCGCCGAUGGUCCAGGACGCCCCGUCUUCGGCAGUGAAUGAGGCCGAGAGUGGUGGGGAGGCACCCAAGAAGCACUCGUACGCGUCUAUUCUGAGAGUUAUCGGAACACCGCCUCCGAAGGCUGCGCCUCAGGCUCCGGCCGAACGUCCUGCAGCCAGUGCAACGGCAUCUCCAGCUCCUGCGACAGCUCCUUCACAGGAAGUGCAGGAAGAGAGCGCACCUGUGGAAAACGAAGCUGACGGGCGGUCAGUGUACGUGAAGAAUCUGCCGAUGAACACCACGGCACCAGAGCUAGAGGAGGUGCUGCGCAACUAUGGGGCGGUGAAACCUGGCGGCGUGAACGUGAAGAAUCAGAAGGGUGUAUGCUACGCUUUUGUGGAGUUCGAGGAAGUUAGUGGAGCUCAGAGUGCGAUCGAGGCUUCUGGUGUGGAAAUCCGUGAGCGUCCAGUGUACAUCGAGGAGAAGAAGCCCAUGGGACGAGCGCCGAGGCGUUCGGUCGACAACAGAGGCGAGCGGCCAUAUCGUAGCGACAGAGGCGAAGGGGGAAGAGGACGCGGGUCAUACGGUGGGCGAAACUUCGGUCGUGGCAUGGGGCAAGAGUCACGGGAGCGAGACGGAGGCAGCAGGGGCGGGCGCGGGUCCGGAGCUCCGCGAGGAGGGUACCCUAACUCGAACGGCAGUGGUGCGGCAGCAUACGGCGGGGGAGAGCGUCGCGGCGAAGGUCAAAGAGCACCAAGACGCAACCCUGGUGCGGCGCAGGGUGGGCGUGGUAACGGUGCGCCUGCGGCCGCUCCGGCGUGAGCAGAGGUGGUGGUGGGAUGGGCGAGGGUGCGGAAGGGCGAAGCGAAGUCGGGCAAAUGCUUGGGUGUGAGGCAGCGGGGAUGCAUCUGAGUUGCCUAGUGGUGCGAUGUUAGUAGUAGUGGAGGGUUACAGGAUGUGGUAGUGCCGAGUAGCGUAGGUGCAGUGUCAGGGCUAAGAGAGUUGGUAGAGGGAGUCAGCGGAACUCGCUGCCAAAGGUGCGCAGUGGAAUAGAUGCUCACAAGCCAAUUUGUGAAAUGUUUUUGGCGGAAGGUAGAGUGGUGGGAGGGUCUGUGGGAGGAGGUUUAUAGGGGUGGUGAUGUUGGCAAGCACGCGACGGUUCGCAGCAAAGAUUUUGACGAGCGUAGGUUAGUUGACAAUUGCUGGGAGACUAGUCUAGUGUGGAGGGCGAGGAAGAUGUACAUUGGCGUCCUGGUGCAGUGCGUUUUGAUAUUUGGUGGCACGGAUUACAGAUGGUAAGAAGCGAUUGUAAAUUGAGUAGGUUGGCAAGCAAUUUUGGAAUAAUGAUGUGAUGAGAUGCCAGGCUGGUAUUGUCGAGGAGUAA